Messenger RNA from Symbiodinium sp. CCMP2456, 2295 nucleotides. Lineage: Eukaryota; Dinophyceae; Suessiales; Symbiodiniaceae. The record is from the annotation of a GenBank genome assembly.
AUGCAGGCAUCCUGGAGUCCAGUCCUCCGGGCCCUCCGCCCAUACCGAGAUGCUGACCCAGAUCGACUGAAGAUCUCCGGGACUGGAUCCUGGAACCUUGAAGCCUUCCUCUCCCCAGAGCUUAGGCUGGCGUAUCGUGAGCCCCACGUGCUCCGAUCUAUCCCUCCAAACCUGCUCCCGGGUCCGGACGGCGACGCUGAGCCCCGCGACCGCUCCCUCCGCCUCAUGCGACUUUGGGACUCGAAAGGGCUGCUCUUCAUCUCUUUCCAGAAGAAGGAGCAGCGUGAGGUUACGAGGGUCUUCGGGUCUUACAAGUCUGAGACGGCCGAUAGGCAGAUCGGCGAACGACGAGGCGCGAACUCCCUGGAGGGGAGGCUCGAGGGGCCGUCUAGGUUCCUACCGCCAGGCCAUAUUCUGUGUCAGCUUUCAGUGCCCCCGGGCCACCGCCUUAUAGGUGCAAGCACAGACCGGGCCGACUUCUACCACCAGGCGAGGAUCACCGCUUCGAAGGCAGAGGGGAACUGCAUUGGCCCCAGCGUGAGGCUCGGCGACCUUGAAGGGACCGCCACUCUGGCCAGAGCCCGCGCUCUCGCGUCCCUUGUCGACAAGAAGGGAGCCGUAUCGAGCCGGCCCCCCCCGCUUGGAGAGGCCUGCCUUGUGUCCGCAAAUGUGCCGAAGUCCCUCCUGCUGGGGCAGAGGUCAGAGGUCAGGCAGGCGAAGGCGUGCUACUCACAGGCAGGUGUUGCCGGCAGCCCCCACAAGGACAUAGACGGCUCCGACCUCUUCCUCGCCGCUGGUGCCCAGGUUGACUCUACAGCAGGCCCAGCCUCUGAAGGGCGAGUGUACGUCUCUGCCCCAACUCCAAAGCUCCUCGCCCUGUCCUUCUUGAGCCUGAAGGCCGCUGCGCUCCCCGUCAUCACUGAGGAGCUGGCUUCGAAUCUCGCUGGAUCAUGGAUCUCAGUUGUCAUGUACAGGAGAACCCUUUUCUCCAUCCUCGAUGGUUUCUUUAGUCUGGGGAAGUCUGAAGCCUCCCAAGCAAACGGCAGCCAUCUGAGAUUUUUCCCUAGGAAGCUUGCCCAGGAGCUCGUCCUUCUGGCCUGCCUCGCCCCCGUUAUGGUUUCCAACGUAGCGGCGACUUUUUGUGACCGGAUUUUCUGCUCAGACGCCUCGAUGCAGAAGGGAGCUUUCUGCUCUACUGCAGCCUCAGUUGAAGUGGCAGCUUCGCUCUGGCUGUCCGCAGACAAGAAGGGUUGUUACACCACUCUUGACCGCUCCUCUGCUACAGCAAAGAAAGAAGAAGAAGAUGAUGAUAGGGAUGCUCCCAAUGAGGAACCCGCGUCGCUGAGCCGGCCUCUGGCCUUUGAUUUCGACGCCCUCUGCCUGCUCUCCGGUUCGGCCAGCCUUGCAAGAGCCUUCGGAGUCUUGGGCUUCAGGCCCUCCCCUGUCAUUGAUCUCAGCACCUCCCCAGAGUACGACAUCGGCAGCUCCCAUGUCAAGGAGUGGAUAUUGUAUCUGCUGUGGGCAGGAAAGGCCCGCUCCUUGGUUAUUGUUCUCCCUGCCUCUGCCUCCCUCCGCAGGUCUGGGAUAGGAGACUCCCACGCAAAGGGCCCAGCUAGGCAUAGGCUCUUAGGCUGCUGCCUCUCCGUCUUCAAGGUUGCCGUGAGAGCAAUGCGGCCCGCGGCCCUUCUCUUUCCCAGGUCAGGUGAGGUCCUCUCCACUUGUGCCGCAAGGGGCCUUCUCAAGGUACGUGGAUGCCACCUCCUCCCCCCGCUUGAGAAGGGAGAGCCUGCUGCUUAUCCAGGGGUCUUUCACCUGCCUGGCCAUGUCCCUAGCGAGUUCUUUGUGUCCCGACAGGUCCCAGGCCUCGCUUCCCAAGGCUUAGCCAGGCUCAUUGGGACAUCCGCCACUAAAGGGGGCCCUUCUGAAGUGGGUUUGCCCGCAGGCCUUGAGAACGUGGCAGUAAACGAGGUCCUGCUGUGUUCCCCCUGGAGCACCGACAUGUCCUGGCGCUGGGACAGACAGCGACACAUUAACGCCCUCGAGACCGAAUCUGCCGUCACGAACCUGCGGCAGUUGGCCAGAGAGGGGAGGGACUGCCGAUCGGUCCAUAUCCUGGACUCAUCGUGUGCUCGCGGAGCACUUUCCAAAGGGAGGUCAUCGGCAAAGUUGCUGAGACCCGGCCUCAGGAGGGCAGCCUCCAUCUGCGUGGCUGUUCCCCGCCUACAUGUACGGCCCGACCAGAUUGAAUGUCUCCGACGAUCCCACCAGGGGAGCCGAACUCCGCGCACCUCAUGA